This is a messenger RNA of Menidia menidia (Atlantic silverside), 1218 nucleotides long. Lineage: Eukaryota; Metazoa; Chordata; Actinopteri; Atheriniformes; Atherinopsidae. The record is from the annotation of a GenBank genome assembly.
UUGCAUUUCCCAAGCGAGGAGAUAUCCAUUGGACUCACAUUUGAGCCCGACUGUACCACCAUGGCUCUGUACGAAUAUGUCACUCAGGAGCAACUCGCGGGCUUCGACAAAUACAAGUACAGUGCUGUGGACUCGAAUCCUCUGUCUGUCUACGUUAUGCAUCCUUUCUGGAACUUUGUGGUGAAGUUUCUACCAACAUGGCUGGCCCCAAACCUCAUUACGUUUACAGGCUUUAUGUUCCUCGUGUUGAACUUCGUCAUGUUGGCGUUCUACGACUUUGACUUCACCGCCUCCUCUGCAGGACGUGAACACGUGCCUAGCUGGGUCUGGGUGGCUGCAGGGAUCUUCAACUUCUUAGCCUACACACUGGAUGGCGUGGAUGGCAAACAGGCCCGCCGCACCAGCUCCUCCACCCCUCUCGGGGAGCUUUUCGACCACGGCCUGGACAGCUGGGCGUGCAUCUUCUUCGUGGCCACCGUCUACUCCAUAUUUGGGCGCGGGGAGAGCGGCGUGAGCGUGGCCACCCUCUACUACAUCCUGUGGGUGGUGCUGUUCUCCUUCAUCCUGUCCCACUGGGAGAAGUACAACACCGGCAUCUUGUUCCUGCCCUGGGGCUACGACAUCAGCCAAGUGACCAUCUCUCUAGUGUACUUGGUGACGGCCGUGGUGGGCGUGGAGACCUGGUACCAGCAGGUGUUGUGGAGCUUUCUUUACAGGGACGUGUUCACUUUUAUGAUCAUAGCCUGCUCCUUCACGGUGACCCUACCCAUGAGCCUCUACAAUUUCCUCAAGGCCCACCGGAGCAACACCCUGAAGCACAGCAGCUGCUACGAGGCCUUCCUGCCCUUCCUCUCUCCCGUGCUCCUCUUCGUCCUGUCCACCGUUUGGGUGGUGUGCUCGCCGUCCAACAUUCUGGAGCUGCAGCCCAGGGUUUACUACCUCAUGGUGGGGACGGCCUUCGCCAACGUGACGUGUAAGCUGAUCGUGUGUCAGAUGAGCAACACGCGCUGCCAGCCGCUGAGCGUGCUGCUGCUGCCCAUGGCCGCGGUGGUGCUGUCGGCCGUGUCGGGGCUGGUGGCCAACGAGGCACUGCUGCUCUACCUGUGGACGGCCGCCGUGGUCCUGGCCCACAUACACUACGGCCUGUCGGUGGUGCAGCAGCUCAGCAGCCACUUCAACAUCUUCGCCUUCUCCCUGAAGAAGGCCAGCAGCGACUGA